Trichoderma virens Gv29-8 is the source of this 1986-nucleotide messenger RNA. RefSeq lists its product as uncharacterized. Gene Ontology annotation, biological process: regulation of DNA-templated transcription; DNA-templated transcription. The transcript has a single exon. Lineage: Eukaryota; Fungi; Ascomycota; Sordariomycetes; Hypocreales; Hypocreaceae. The record is from RefSeq and is a predicted model, not a curated record. Gene Ontology annotation, cellular component: nucleus. Bases 1 to 1986 code for a protein of 661 amino acids. Gene Ontology annotation, molecular function: zinc ion binding; DNA binding; DNA-binding transcription factor activity, RNA polymerase II-specific.
AUGACAACUGCACCAGACACAAAUGACAACCCGGACCUUCAUGACGGAGCUUGCUCUACCUGCCGCCGCAAGAAGCAGAAAUGCUCCCGCGAAGAACCUUGCCGAACCUGCAUUUCAAGUGGUUCCGAGUGUAUUUAUGAGCAUGCUCAACGCCGCGGCGCCAAACCUGGAUAUAUAGACACCCUCAUCAAACGCAUGGACACGCUUGAAGCUUUGGUUUUGGGACAAUCAAUGCUGCUUGGGCCUGCUAUUGCUCCCACAAAGAAUGCGUCAGAUGACCCCCCAAACUUGGGUGAGAUGCUGCAGGCGGUUCGACAGCGGCUACUUCAGCAAAGCAAUAAAAGACGACGGACUCAUAGCGCUUCCGAUUGCUCGUCACCAUCGGGAACAGCUGUUUUGGCCCCGCUUAGUUACUCCAAAGGGCAGAGUGGUGCUGAUGCCUCAACGGUGCACUUGUCGGGAUCGCCCAAGGCAUCUGUUCCGCCACUCCACAUGAUGCGAGAACUUGUCAACAUUUACUUUAACCGUAUACACCCGUGGAUACCCAUUUUACACAGGCCGGAUAUUGAGGCGGCGUUGGAAACUCAAAAUGGAAAUCUCCCUGACAUUGUCCUACUGGCUAUGACUGCGGUCAGCAUCCGAUUCUACACUUCUGACCGCCAAACCCAGGAACUAUACAGUCGCCGAUGCCAUGACGCUGUAAUUCUUGCCUGUAUGGAUCGUUUCUCGGUACAAACUCUACAGGCAAGUAUAAUCCUCGCCUUCAACACAAUCGGCAGCGGUAAAGGACCUACGAGUUGGUCUAUUGUUUCGUCAGCGACUCGAAUCGUGGAACAAUUAGGAUUAGCCGUAGAAGACGAAGGAAUGUCACAGAACAAACUUCUUAAUCGCAUAGGGUUUCUACCGCCGGCGAGGAAUCUGACGGAAAAAGAAUCUUUCCGAAGAAUAUUUUGGUGCAUCUUCCUCUUAGAUCGGUUUUGCUCCGUCGCUACCGGCUGGAAUACAGGACUAUCUAUUGACCACAUCAAGAGGCGCCUCCCUGUAGAGGGAUGUUUCUGGAGAGAUCAGGUGAAUAAAACCGCCAAAUAUUUUGACAUUGACAACAACAAAAUAGAUCCAGACGUCGACACAGAUGCAAUGGGGGGUUUGGCCUAUCUUAUCGAAGCAUCCGAGUGUCUGAAUCGUGUCGCAACUUUUCUUCUCCAAGAGUCCGUCGAUCUUUCCAAAAGUGAGAGUUUACGACGGUGGUUUGAGAGAUUCCAAUCACUGGAUGCUAUGCUUAUACGUUGGAAAACUUUUCUCCCUGCACGAUGGCAGGUCGCUGGCAUUGACGCGACUGGCAAAAUGGAUGAAAAUCUAACACUCGCUCAUGUCACGCACAACACCAGUGUCAUCAUGCUGCACCAAGUCAUGGCGUAUCCGGACGCUGUUUUGCGUAGCCGCUUGCCGACUGAGAAUGCUGCCAAGACAUGCAUCUUGGCGGCUGGUGAAAUUGCAACAAUCGCCGCCAAAUUUAUCGCUAACACAGUCGUGGUCAUACCACCGACGCUGAGUUUCUGUCUAUUCAUUGCCGCAAGGGCUUUGCUCGCUGACGCAAACCAUUCAAACGCGCCGGUGGAUGAUAACUUUGAGAUACUGCUCCAAGCUCUUCAGGAGGGCUCAUCCCGGUGGGUUGGCCCUAACGCCUCUACUGAGAGAGACAAUUUGGCAGGCCAAUUUGCCGACAGACUCGACGCUGCUUGGAAGUCUCGGUCACCUGUCAAUAUUCGUACGGUCGCCUUUGAGGACGACCAUAGCACUUUCCCAAUAUCUUUCGCUAGCCCGCCGAUACCGGACAUAUUUCGCGAUGCUUCCGCCAACGUCUCGUCCAUAUUUGGUGCAAUGGUGCCAGAACCAUAUAAUGCCCCUGACAUGGAUUUUCAAAGCUUCGAUCGUAUAUUUACCUGGACAGAUGAAAUGAUUGAUAACAGUCUUAAUGUAACGUAA